Drosophila rhopaloa is the source of this 1685-nucleotide messenger RNA. Its product is annotated as organic cation transporter-like protein. The transcript is spliced from 6 exons. Gene Ontology annotation, cellular component: membrane. Bases 1 to 1620 code for a protein of 539 amino acids. Lineage: Eukaryota; Metazoa; Arthropoda; Insecta; Diptera; Drosophilidae. Gene Ontology annotation, biological process: transmembrane transport. Gene Ontology annotation, molecular function: transmembrane transporter activity. The record is from RefSeq and is a predicted model, not a curated record.
AUGGAUUUUGCUCAGGUUUUGGAUAAGUGUGGCAACUAUGGAAGAUUCCAAGUAGUGAUCCUUUUGCUGUACGGCUACACAAAUAUUCUAGGAUCUCUUCACUACUUCUCCCAGACCCUCAUCACAUUUACACCCGAACAUUGGUGCUACCAUGUUGACCUCGAAGGUCUCAGUGUGAAGGAGCAACGCUCAAUAUACUCAAACGUUUCCGCUCCGUCCUGCACUCCCCUUUUGGGCGUGGUCGACGGCAUGGGCGUAGUUGCAGAGGGUCGCAAAUGCAGGGAUUGGAUUUUCCAGAGGGAAAGUGGCUACGAAAGCAUUACCACUGAGCUCAAAUGGGUCUGUGACCAAUCCCAUCAUCCGGCAGUGGGCCAGUCCUUCUUCUUCGUGGGAUCCGUGCUGGGCACCAUAACCUUUGGCUAUCUCUCGGAUCAGAUAGGUCGUCUGCCUUCCCUGCUGAUGGCCACCUUGUGCGGUGCCACGGGUGACUUCAUGACCUCCUUUGUGCACACCCUGCCCUGGUUCGCCUUCUCCAGAUUCGUGUCGGGAUUAUCCACGGACACCAUGUACUACCUAAUGUACAUAUUGGUCUUCGAGUACCUGAGCCCAAAAAGUCGAACCUUCGGUCUUAACAUCAUCCUGGCCGUAUUCUACUGCUUCGGACUGAUGACCUCGCCCUGGAUAGCCAUGUGGAUUGGCAACUGGCGCCGCUACCUCUGGCUGGCAUCUCUGCCAGCACUGGGAGUGCUCAUCUAUCCGCUGCUGAUCUGCGAAAGUGCCCAGUGGCUGCUGACCAAGAAGAAGUACGAUGAGGCGGUGGCCUGCUUGAAACGAGUGGCCAAGUUCAAUGGGCGCCAGGUGGAGGAGUCUGUUUUCGAUGAGUUCAUCAAGCACUAUCGCGAAAGGGCUCAACAAAAGCCUAAUAAUCAGGGGGACACUUUCCUCGCCAUGUUUACAACCCCUCGACUGCGUCGUUUUACAUUGACAUUGCUCCUGAAGUCAGUCAUCAUAACCCUCUCGUGCGAUGUGAUAAACCGCAACAUGGAGGGCCUGGGCACUUCGCCCUUUAAGCUCUUCUCCUUAACCUCGAUCGCCUACUUCCCCGCGGGCGUGGCCAUCCUGCUGCUGCAGAACAGGAUCGGGCGCAAGGGCAUGGCCUGCACCGCCCUCUUUGUGGGUGGGUUCAUCACCACGACGACGGGUUUCCUGAUAGCCAACCUGGAUCCCUCGGAGAACGCUCUGAUUUUGGCCAUCAUGGUGGGUCUGGGCCGCUUUGGAGCCACCGUUUCGUACGAUGCGGAGAUCCAAUAUGCGGCUGAGAUCAUUCCCACCAGUGUGCGGGGUCAAGCGGUGUCCAACAUCCAUGUGGUGGGACUGGCCUCCAGCUCACUGGCUUUCUAUGUGAUUUACCUGGCCCAGUACUACAAACCGCUCCCCUCGAUCUUUAUCAGCUGCCUGAUGUUCUUCGGUGCCGGAUUGUGCCUUACUCUGCCGGAGACCUUGAACAAGAAGCUUCCAGAAACCUUAGCAGAUGGAGAAAAGUUUGCCCUGGACGAGAGCUAUCUUUACUUUCCUUGUUUUCACAAAAAAGAAGAAAAGAAUAAUGCUGAAAGUGUAUAAAUCGAAAUUAAAGACUGAUUAAAGUAAAACAUAGAGGUACCAGAACAAGGAUUUAUUUGUAAUCG